Messenger RNA from Eriocheir sinensis (Chinese mitten crab), 1970 nucleotides. RefSeq lists its product as uncharacterized. The record is from RefSeq and is a predicted model, not a curated record. The coding region runs from base 327 to 1367 and encodes 346 amino acids. The transcript is spliced from 5 exons. NCBI's taxonomy places the organism in Eukaryota, Metazoa, Arthropoda, Malacostraca, Decapoda, Varunidae.
AAGCUGAAGUUACUGAAUCCAUUAUUUUCCUUUAUUAUAAUUAAUUUCAUUUAGUUUCUGUUUAUCAAGUUUUGUAUUUUUAGUUGAACUGAGAUAGGUAUAUAUUUGCCUUUCUCGAGUUUGUCUGUACAAGUUCCUGUCGUUGAAAAUAAACACGACUCAGCAAGAAGAGCGAGACCAAGCCGCCACCAGCCCUUUCUCUACCCUCCGUUCACCUCCAGAUCUUAGCCACGGUGUUGAUAAUUCCAACAUUUGGUGCCCAGACCCAGGAAGUGGAGCCUUCAAGACUUUCCUGUGAGUAAUCGUGGCUAAGAUAACCUGUCAGAAUGGGGGAAGGGAAGGAAGAAGCAACGAAGAAAAGGGCGGCUGCCCGAGGCUGGGUUACCAGACAGUCCACAGCCUUAAAGGACUUACUAGACAAACCCAGCAUCAGUGAAUUUGAGUUGAGAAGUGCCAUAGAGACCUUUGACCGUAGAUUAAACACUUUAGAUGAGAGACAGGCCGAACUUGAGCUUCUAGUAGACGACGGUGACCUAGAUCAGUGCGUAGAUGAAGCAGACAGCUUCAGACGUGCCAGUCAAGAGAAUUGGCUACGUGCAAAUGAGAAGUUACAAGAACUAAUGAAGGCCAGUCAGAUUGAGUUAGGCUCUGUUGGGAGUACUUCUACAUCUGGCAAGUCACCUGAAGUGAAGUUACCCAAGCUUGAACUGCCAAAGUUUAAAGGAGAUGUUACAGAAUGGGUGUCCUUCUGGGAUCAGUUUAGCUCUCACAUAGAUGACACAGAGAUUCCAGUUAUAAGCAAGUUUACUUAUCUGGUGUCUCUGUUAGAAGGAGAAGCUAAAUCAGUAGUUCAAGGUCUCUCACAUACUAGUGCUAAUUACAGUAUUGCUUGUGAUCUACUGAAGGAGAGAUAUAACAGGCCUGAGAGAAUUAUAUUUGCCCAUGUACAGUCCCUUUUGAGUGGCCAUGUCCUUGGGAAGGCCAAGGGACCCAAGUAUGUGACUCAACUUUGGAGUCUCAGAGAUGAGAUACUGACACACAUCAGAAGUUUAGAGGCCCUAGGCAUGUCAGGCAAGCAGUGUAAAAUCUUCCUAACUCCCAUCAUCCUGUCCCGUCUGCCCAAUGAGAUUCGUCUGGAGUGGGCUCGCAAGGGUGCUGGACAUGAGAGUGACCUCGACUGGCUUCUGACGUUUCUACGACAAGAAAUUGAGAGCAUCGAGAAGUCAGAGGCCUUCAAGGACGUCACCGCGGGUAAGAGGGAGAGUCUGUCUUCCCCUGAAGAGAAGAAGAAUUGGCAGACGCGGGAGCCUAAAGGAAAGGUAUCAUCCGCGGCUGCAUUACACACAUCUUCGGAAGGCCAACUCUAGAGGACCUGCUGGGCAGCGACACCCUGGGGCUCAACACGGCCUUCCAAGCCUGCAAGUGUGCACAGACCUUGCUACAUAAGUACGAACAGCUUGACAGAAUCUAGCCCCCACCUGGGGACCCAUCUCCACCACAAGAACCGCAGGAGCAAGUAACCUGUACCGCCGGGGCUUUGAAGGCCAUGGUCCCAUGGCCUAACCAGCCCCCUAAAACACUGAAGAAGAAGUGUGUGGGCAUGGAAGUCGUGUGCAGUGGGCGUGUCUUGAGAGGUGAGGCGGAGGAAAGUGGAGUCUGGCACGUCUUGCUUACAGUCUUGAGAAUGUGUCAACGUUAAGCGAUGAAUAUGACCGCCAUGAGACUAGGAGACAGAGAAGAGGCACCUUUGACGAGCACUGACUCUAAACUAUCACCAAAGGACAGUCCAGCGGUGAAGCCGAGUGCGUCCCGAUGCAGCGUGAUGGCAGCCUCCUGCUGUGCGCCAGGCUGUGAGAGCAGGAACACUGUGGACUGCAAACUCACCUUCCACACGUUUCCAAAAGCCCCUGAGUUGCAGAAGAGGUGGAUCACUGUCACCGGCAGCAAGAAAGAGAAGUGUUUUGACCACC